Molecule: messenger RNA, 2031 nt
Organism: Bacidia gigantensis
Lineage: Eukaryota; Fungi; Ascomycota; Lecanoromycetes; Lecanorales; Ramalinaceae
Exons: 3
Coding region: 1-2031 (676 amino acids)
Biological process (GO): signal transduction; regulation of GTPase activity
Cellular component (GO): cytoplasm
Source: RefSeq, a predicted model, not a curated record
AUGCCUCGACCCACAUCUUUGUCGUUAGCUGUGCCACCAGGCACCUCCGCAGUCAGCAGCACUGUCACAUCUCCAACAGAUGAUGGAAGUGGCAUGUCGUCCCCAGUCAGCACCAAUCCCAAUCAUACAAUACCUGGUGGUGCAUCCCGACACCACAAAACGAGUAAGAGCGUACCACAUAACGGUUCUGGGAGGAGCUCCCCUCGAGAACAGCCUUCUUCACCAGACAUCACGUCCUUGCCACCUUUUCCGCCAUCUCCGCAAAUUACUCCUAAGCAUGGAAAAGAAUCUUCCAAGGGCUUCUUGUCAAGUCUGAAAAACACCAAAGUGUCCAACAGAGGCCCACCAAUCGAGUCCACCGUCCGUCAAGUAUCAGAAGAUACACCUAGAGCGCAGUCACGUCAACAGCAGCAAAAGUUGUACUCCCUGAAGAAGGCAUCCGGCUCCACACCGGACUUGAGCUUAUCAUCCUUUGAUGUCCAUGUGGAUGAUAAUCGUGCAGGUCUUACAAGUGAGCGAUCGAAACGACCGAUCGGUGCAUCAGUGGGAGGCGAGACUAUAGCCAACCCGAGCCCGACUGAGCCUUCAUUCUCUCGGAAACCAAAGCCAAGAUUCACUAAUCUUAUCAAACGUACACAAUCGAUACGCACAGACAACGACGGGAGACGAUCAAAGCCAACGACACCAGUCAGCGGAACAGGGCCCGGUCGGCAUGGUCAAUUGGCACCCAAUGACAGCGAUGAAACAAGCCGAGCGCCUCAAACUGCACCACUACAUCCAGACCGAUCUCUACAGGCUAUGAUGGGCUCUAACAUUCGAGGUCGUUCAACUGACCGGCCUUCGUCCAAUCACAGCUCUGAUCACGGUUCUUCGAGACAGGGUCGACCGGCCAAUUCAGCCUCAAAUUCUCACGUAGCCUUGCCAGGCUCAAACCCUGGCUCUCAUAAAGAGAACUCCGGCUCCCACCUUUUUGCCAACAUAAAGAAUACGUCCAGUAAAGCCGCUGACGGAAUUGGAAGGGCAGGUAAAGGCUUGUUCGGCAAAAUGAAUCGAAGACCAAGUAGUACUGGUAGAGAGGAGGGACGCCAUGAACCAAAGAUCAUAACGCUGCCGUUAAUAGAACAGACACGGAAGACAAGAAUCGCAGCAAGACUUGAAGAUUCUCGAGAUAAGACAGAGUUUUGGAUGCCUGCUCUUCCUUGGCGAUGCAUUGACUAUUUGAAUUUCCGUGGUUGCGAGGAAGAGGGUCUCUACCGUAUUGCUGGAUCUGAGGUCCAAAUCCGGCACUGGCAGAAAAGGUUCGAUGUCGAACAUGAUAUUGACCUCUUUGCCGAACCCGAGUUGUACGAUAUCAACAUCAUUGCAAGUAUUUUGAAAGCUUGGCUCAGAGACCUUCCCGACGAAAUUCUGCCCAAGAGCACUCAAUAUCGAAUCCAAAAGGAGCAUCCCGAUGCAAAGGAAGUCCCGCAAAUGUUGAAGGACGAAUUGUCAAAUCUUCCACCUUGUAACUACUACUUACUCUUCGCCAUCACGUGCCAUCUUAGUCUCUUAACUGCCUACGCCGAGAAAAACAAGAUGAAUUACCACAAUCUUUCUGUCUGCUUUCAGCCAUGUAUGAAAAUGGACCCUUAUUGUUUUCGCUUCCUGGUUGAACAUUGGAGAGACUGUUGGCAAGGUUGCCAUACGGAGAAAGAAGCUCUUGAAGACGAGUACCGAUUGUUAGAUGGCACUAUCUCUAGUGGGGUCAAUAGCUCGAACAGCUCUACGGCUAUUGCUGACGACCGAGACACAACCACACCGCCGAACACUGGAGCACGAAAUCAUCAAAGCAAACCAGCACCUCUUAAUUUUAGGCGGGCUGGUAACGAGGCGCCACCCGCCACGCCUGCUGGUAUCCCUCAGGAAGCCAACGGUCAUAUAAGGACCGCAUCUCAAUUACCAGAAUUAGCGCCUAUGAAACCCUUAUCGCCGCUCACAGGAGAGUUCUCCAAGGCUUCCCCAAAGAAGACCACAUCUACCUCGCAAGGUUGA